Molecule: messenger RNA, 2440 nt
Organism: Aaosphaeria arxii CBS 175.79
Lineage: Eukaryota; Fungi; Ascomycota; Dothideomycetes; Pleosporales
Product: tripeptidyl-peptidase-like protein
Exons: 3
Coding region: 454-2301 (615 amino acids)
Biological process (GO): proteolysis
Molecular function (GO): tripeptidyl-peptidase activity; serine-type endopeptidase activity
Source: RefSeq, a predicted model, not a curated record
CACAGCAAAGCAUGCGAUCGGCCACCCUUGCGCCCAUGGUCUCCGCCGAUCCCAGCUGACCCAUGGAUGAAACGGGUUUCCAUCAGGCCAGCGCGGAACCGUCACCCUACAUGGUCGUGCAGGGUUGCGCCUUCCCGAAACAGAGGCUUUGAGAUUGUUUAUCGCAAUUCUUCCAUGGGGUGGAAGAAGACGAUGCCCCCAGAUAUAUUUAUUUCUCUCAUGGCCUUCCUUCCCCGCGCUUCCCAAUCGCCAUCCCUUCCUAUCCCUCUCUUCUCCGCCUUCAGCUCUCCCGUUUCCCUCCCCUUCUCGAACCUCUGGAACGUUGAGGCUUGAAGGUGCUGGUCUGAUCACGGAUCGCCAAAUCCAAGCAAUUGCGUCCAUUCCUGCUCGACCAGCAACCGGGCACACCCGACCCGGAUUCCGAUCACGUAGUACACUGCACCCAACGUCGCCAUGAAGUAUUCGACCUUGUUCGUGGGGUUGAUAUCCCUUGCGGCCGUCAAUUGCAGAUCUACUGACGAUCUUGAAAUUGUCCAGGUUGAGAAUCUCCACCAUGUGCCUGAGGGAUGGAAGGAGGUCGGCGCGCCAGCUCCAAGCCGCAAGCUUCUUUUCCGAAUCGCAGUCCACCAGCCCAAUCAUGACCUCUUCGAUCAGACUUUAAUACAGAUUUCAACGCCAAGUCAUCCGAGAUAUGGCCAACAUCUCAAGCGUCAUGAGGUGAAGGAGCUGAUCAAGCCAUUACCUGAAUCCACCGAUGCUGUGUUGAAGUGGCUUGCAGACUCGGGCAUCCCAUCAAAGGAUGUGGAAGACGAUGGAGAUUGGAUCAAUUUUGUUGCUCCUCUUUCGAAGGCUGAAGACAUGAUGCACACGACUUUCAAGACGUAUCAAAACACCGUACGCGAAGAUAUCAAAAGGAUCCGUGCCACUCACUACUCAGUUCCAAAAGUAGUGCGUCAGCACAUUGACAUGAUCCAGCCUACAACUCGGUUUGGCCAGAUCCGUGCCCAGAAUAAUCACAUUAUCGACAAAGAAUUCAUAGGCACUGUCGCCCGUCUCAAGGCCACAGCCGUGAACGAAACGUGUAAUACAGCGAUUACACCCCAGUGUUUAAAGGAUCUGUACAACUUUGCCGAUUACAAAGCGGAUGCCAACGCAUCCGUCACUCUUGGUGUCACUGGGUAUCUGGAACAAUACGCACGAUUCAAAGAUCUGGCUUCGUUCUCGUCCAUCUACGCACCAUGGGCUGUCGGUAGCAACUUCACCUGGACUUCGGUCAAUGGUGGAAUUCUCGACCAACGCGCCACGAAUGACAGUGUGGAGGCCAAUUUAGAUAUUCAAUACACCACUGGCCUUGUCGCACCAGAAGUUAAGACCAAUUAUUACAGCACUCCUGGCCGCGGUCCACUUGUUCCUGAUCUAGACCAGCCAUCACUCGACGAUAAUCAGAACGAGCCAUACUUGGAGUUCUUCACCUAUCUGAAUAGCUUGGCAGACACCGAACUCCCGUCGGUACUCACUACCUCGUAUGGGGAGGACGAGCAGAGUGUUCCAGCCGAGUAUGCAAAGAAAGUUUGCGAUCUCAUCGGACAGCUCGGCACUAGGGGCGUAUCCGUUCUCUUUUCCAGCGGUGACACAGGCGUUGGAUCAGCAUGUCAGACGAACGACGGGAAAAACACCACUCGCUUCUUGCCAAUCUUCCCUGCAUCAUGCCCCUAUGUUACGGCGGUUGGAGGAACCACAAAGAUAAAUCCAGAGGAGGCCAUCUACUUCUCUUCUGGUGGAUUCUCUGAUCUUUGGGAUCGUCCAUCCUACCAGGACGUUGCUGUGACUGAUUAUCUUACGAAGUUGGGCAGCCAAUGGGAGGGGCUCUACAACCCCAACGGCCGUGGUUUCCCAGACGUUGCUGCACAAGGCGCCCGCUUCCGUGUGAUUGACAAGGGCACACAAAUUUCCGUUGGUGGUACAAGUGCGUCUGCACCCGCAUUUGCGUCGAUAAUUGCACUGCUUAACAACGCUCGUAUAUCUGCCGGAAAGCCGGCACUCGGAUUCCUCAAUCCAUGGAUCUAUGAACAGGGCUACAAGGGCCUGAACGACAUUGUGAAAGGUGGGUCAACUGGCUGCACAGGUCGCAGUGUCUAUUCCGGCUUAAAGGCACCUUUUGUACCUUUUGCAUCGUGGAACGCGACAGAAGGUUGGGAUCCCGUAACAGGAUAUGGAACUCCCGAUUUCGGAAAACUGCUCCAGAUCUCAGAGGGUGGCAUAUAUGGCGGUCGCCGUGGUCUCAAUGGAGGACGAUACUAGAUUCUUUGUGAUAUGGUUUUCUUCCCACUGCUGCACAUAUAUACAGUCGAGCCGACUAGAGCCCGAUUCUCACGAAACGACAGAGAUCUAUCGAAUUAUUUACACUGAUGUGUGUAAGAAAGAAUGACAUCACUUUAUG